Messenger RNA from Durotheca rogersii, 1083 nucleotides. Its product is annotated as glycoside hydrolase family 43 protein. NCBI's taxonomy places the organism in Eukaryota, Fungi, Ascomycota, Sordariomycetes, Xylariales, Xylariaceae. Gene Ontology annotation, biological process: carbohydrate metabolic process. Gene Ontology annotation, molecular function: hydrolase activity, hydrolyzing O-glycosyl compounds. The transcript has 4 exons. Bases 1 to 1083 code for a protein of 360 amino acids. The record is from RefSeq and is a predicted model, not a curated record.
AUGAAGCAAAGUUUCCUACUCGCGAUGGCCGCCAGCCUGGCGGCAGCACUCCCUUCCCCAUACCCGGACCCAGGUCCGAUCGAGCUCUUCAACGUGACGGAGGCCGAGUUCGACCACGCGGAGCUGCUGCAGGCGCGGGCGCGCGGGCCGUGGAACGGGCCGGUGAUGGACGUCAGCUUCCCGGACCCGACGCUCUUCAUCGACGGCAACGUCUGGUGGGCGUUCUCGACGUCGAACGGCAAAAACGGGCACAUCCCCGUCGCCAAGUCCAGCGACGGCGAGAAGUGGUCCCUCGCCGGAAUAGACGCCAUGCCCGACGUCGGGCCCUGGGUCGACCCCAAGGACCGGGGCAUCUGGGCCCCCAGCGUGUUCAAGAACGACAACGGCAAAUACGUCAUGUACUUCUCGGGGAAGCGGAACGGCGGGCGGCGGUGCGCGGGGGUGGCGGUGGCGGACUUGCCGCAGGGGCCGUACAAGGUGACGAGCAGCCCGCUGAUCUGCGACGACGCGGGGGGCGGGGUGAUCGACUCGGUGCACUUCUUCGACGGGUCGCAGCGGUGGGUGAUCUGGAAGGUGGACGGCAACGCGCUCGGCGGCAAGACGACGUGCACGGGCGGGCCCAGGUCGGCCGACUACAAGCCGACGCCGAUCCGCAUCCAGCGCGUCUCCCGCGACGGCCUCACCCUCCAGGGCCAGCCCAAGACCAUCCUCAACCACCUCGGCGACGUCGACGACGGCCUCGUCGAGGGCCCCGCCAUGUGGAAGCGCCGCCCCGGUUCAUACGUCCUGUUCUACAGCACGCACUGCUACAGCAGCGACAGCUACGACAUCCAGUACGCGUGGGGCACGUCGCCGGACGCGGACUUCGGGCACCGGCGGAGGCUGGCGCGGUCGGGGCCGAAGCAGCCCAUCUACGGGCCGGGCCACAUGGACAUCGCGUCGGACGGCACGACGAUCGCCUUCCACGGCCGCGACAAGCCCGGCAACCCCAAGGACACCAAGCGCCGCAUGUACAUCGGCAAGAUCAAGUUCCCCACCGGCGAGUACAGCGACGGCAUCAGCGUCAUCAACUACAAGGGUUGA